Chilo suppressalis (striped riceborer) is the source of this 795-nucleotide messenger RNA. The record is from the annotation of a GenBank genome assembly. NCBI's taxonomy places the organism in Eukaryota, Metazoa, Arthropoda, Insecta, Lepidoptera, Crambidae.
AUGGCGGUCGGUAAAAAUAAGGGCCUCUCGAAAGGCGGCAAAAAAGGUGUGAAAAAGAAGAUUGUUGACCCUUUCACACGUAAAGACUGGUAUGAUGUCAAAGCCCCGUCUAUGUUCACGAAGAGACAAGUGGGCACCACUCUUGUCAACCGUACUCAGGGUACAAAAAUUGCUUCGGAAGGCCUGAAGGGACGUGUGUUUGAAGUAUCGCUGGCCGAUCUUCAAGCUGACACUGAUGCUGAAAGGUCUUUCCGCAAGUUCCGUCUGAUCGCUGAAGAUGUGCAGGGACGCAAUGUCUUGUGCAACUUCCAUGGCAUGGACCUAACCACGGACAAGCUCCGAUGGAUGGUAAAGAAAUGGCAAACACUGGUAGAAGCCAACAUUGAUGUGAAGACGACCGAUGGCUACCUUCUGCGCGUCUUCUGCAUCGGUUUCACGAACAAAGACACUCUCAGCCAACGCAAGACCUGCUAUGCUCAACACACGCAGGUUCGCGCUAUUCGCAAGAAGAUGUGCGAGAUCAUCACCCGUGACGUCACCAACUCUGAACUCCGCGAGGUGGUGAACAAACUCAUCCCCGACUCCAUCGCUAAGGACAUUGAGAAGGCCUGCCACGGAAUCUACCCGUUGAGAGAUGUGUGCAUCAGAAAGGUCAAAGUGCUGAAGAGACCCAGGUUUGAGAUCUCCAAGCUCAUGGAAUUGCACGGUGAAGGUGGCGGUGGUAAGAGAGGAGAGGCCGGAGACAAAUCUGAAAGGCCCGAGGGAUACGAGCCGCCCGUGCAAGAGAGCGUUUAA